This is a messenger RNA of Exophiala spinifera, 1224 nucleotides long. RefSeq lists its product as uncharacterized. The transcript is spliced from 4 exons. NCBI's taxonomy places the organism in Eukaryota, Fungi, Ascomycota, Eurotiomycetes, Chaetothyriales, Herpotrichiellaceae. The record is from RefSeq and is a predicted model, not a curated record. Bases 1 to 1224 code for a protein of 407 amino acids.
AUGCUCAGCCAUCUGAGCGGAAUCGCCAGUGACAUGACUCUCAGCAUCGUAGAACCGGCACCUGGACUCAAGGAAGAGACGGGUCUGCCACAACUGGCCAACGCUCAACAGUCUCUCAAUUGUAGCGGAGUGCCCUAUACAUCAGGUUGUUCUUGGGAUGAAUUCUUCCAAAACUUCGGCAAACGACCUCCUAUUUUCGGGGCCUUCACAAGCCCAGCAUACUCGAACAUCGGGUAUGCCUUGCUCGGCAAGGUGAUUGAAAAUGUGACUGGAAAACCAUAUGCACAAUAUCUCCAGGAUGCUAUCUUCAAGCCUACCAACAUGAGUCGCUCAAGUGUUGGCGCUCCCUCGAACACGUCAGCCGCAUUUAUCCCGGCAGGCACAAGCUGGUAUGGGGCAAAUCUCGGAUACGAAAGAAGCACGGGAGGCGUUUACUCCACGAACAACGACCUUCUGCGCUUCGGCAAAGCUAUCCUGUCGUCUCAUCUCUUGUCACCAGCCAAAACGCGAGCAUGGAUGAAACCACGCAGCUUCACAUCAUCGACCGGCGUGUUCGUCGGUGAGGCUUGGGAGAUCGUGCGUGGCAAAAAUCUGACUUCUGACGGCCACGUCAUCGACAUCUACACCAAAACUGGAAAUUUGUAUGAUUACACAAACAUUUUGGUCCUCAUUCCGGACUACGACCUGGUACUUGCCAUGAACCUGGCAGGCGCUCAGAGCUCGAUCUCGGAGAUCCAAGUCCUCUUAUCUGCGUUGAUAACACAAGUGUUGCCCGUCGUGGAUGAAAUCGGUAAGACGACCGCUGCGAAAAAGUACACUGGAACAUUCACAUCGGGGAACGACUCCAGCAUCACACUCUCCGUGGACGACUAUGGCUUGUUGGUGACCAAUUUCAUCGCCAACGGUGUCAAUGUCAGCUCCGGAUACAGCGCUCUCCAAGGUGCAGAUGUGAACACGACCAUUCGCUUGUACCCCACCGAUCUCUCCUCCGGGAACAGAACAUCCUGGAGAGCGAUAUAUCAGACCUCUUCGGCAGAGGAGCUCGCCAGCUUCAGCAGCGAGCUUUUUUUCCCUGAUGGAAGCUGCCAGUCUUGGGCCACGAUAUCCUUGCCCACCUAUGGUAUGCAGUCGCUGGACCACUUCAUCUUCGAGCAGGACAAGAGUGGUGACUUGCAAAGCGUGGAAGCCAAAGCCUGGGAGAUUGUCUAUCGGAGAAAGAAGUGA